Hymenoscyphus albidus is the source of this 695-nucleotide messenger RNA. NCBI's taxonomy places the organism in Eukaryota, Fungi, Ascomycota, Leotiomycetes, Helotiales, Helotiaceae. The record is from the annotation of a GenBank genome assembly.
AACCUCAUCGCCACCGUGAGCAUUCAGACCGGUCUCUCGCAACACUCUCAACACUCCCCACAUCCAUCACUAUCACCAUAGACACGGGCGAUGACGAUGGCAAUGCACUCGGUAUGACAGCGCCUUACGACCAUAUCGAUAUCGGCUGGGUUGAAAGACGGUUGAAUGAGCAGGCCGGUGUCAGAAGGAGCAGAUUGGCGGCGUACUUCGAGGGCGUCAUGGAGUUCCAGGAACCACCGCCCUGUCUUUCACGAUCUCCUACACCUGAGCCGCACGAGCAGAGAGCAUGGCAGACUGGUGCUGCCCAUUACCCCAGUGCCCGCCCCUCGUUGGAGCAGAGACGAUCCAAGGGAAAAGGGCUACCACGAUUACCGAGCAGAAGGUCGACCUUGGAUUCUGAUUCCGAUGGUAUUGAGCAACGACAGCGGAGAAAGAGACGUGAGUUGGCCUUUGGCGCAUGUCGUAAGACUCUUCUAACAUGAUAUCUAGGGCAAGUUACUCCAGUAACACGACAUAGAAUCAACUUCAGUCGCACUUUUCGGCCUCUGCUGAAGCAGAAUCAGAGUUUGGCGAAGCAAAAGACGACAUCUGCGAAAAUGCCUAGUGCGCAUGGCAUGAAAACCCGGUCGAAGAGUCGUCGGGUUGGAUAUCCGGGAAUAUCAAAACCGAGACCACAACAAUACAAAGCAUCUUGA